AUGGACGUGGAUCUGCCAGAGACUGAGGCAUUCGAAUCAUCAAAGGAUGGCCUCAACAACCAGGGUGUGUACAUCUACCAACCUGCGAAACCGUCCAAAGCCAACGGAGAGCGACCAUCGAAGCGUCGAAAGGUAGCAGAAGAUAAGAAGGACCAGGGCGACCAGCUGUAUCCAUUUGCGCCUCUGUUGGAUGGGGAUGAAAAUGCAGCAUCGAUUGAAUUGAGGUAUAGCACUUAUCAAAAACUGUGGUCUGAACAGGAGCAAAAGAUCCAGGAAAUACUGGAGGAUGUGGAUUCCAAAGUUCUGGACAACGUCUCCUCUUUCGUCAGAACAACCUCGUCGCAGACAUACCAUGGCUGUAUCCCUGCAGCAUUGGUUACUGUCGGAUCGAAUGUCUCUUCGCUUGGCAGACUUUUGACUCGACUUAAUGACCGACUGUCAACAACAGGGGAAGGCGGAGUUGUCGUGCUGGAGUCUGGUGAUGCGCCCAACCUCAAGGCAACGUUAAAAAAUAUUAUUCGAGCAGCUAUUACGAAUACAGAAGGAAACGACGGUUAUCAAUCUUUUCUUACUGAUCGAGAUGGACCUAGACUUCUUGCAUACGAUCUUGACUUGCUUAGUGAAUAUGUGAAAAGGAAAGGAACCACGAAAUUGGUUCUGGCCUUUCGAGACAGUGAAGCCUUUGACCCGAACCUGCUAACCGACCUCUUGUCAUUGCUGAGUUCUUGGCUAGAUAGAAUACCAUUUACUUUGCUAUUUGGUAUCUCGACCUCAGUCGAGCUUUUCGAGGGGCGGCUACCGCGGUCAAGUGUUGCCUUGCUUAGGGGCAAAUAUUUUGAAAUCCAUGAAGCUAGUAAUUGCGUCGACCGUAUAUACGAACGACUACAAGCAGAGUGUAAUGGGCGGUUCUGGUUGGGACGCAAUAUUACCGGCAUUCUGUUUGAAAAGUCAAAUGACUACUUUCAAACCCCAGAGGCCUUUAGUCGAACCGUCAAGUACGCAUAUAUGACUCAUUUCUUCGCAAAUCCAUUGUCUGUACUUCUCGCAGACAAAGUUUCUGGAGAUUUGCCUUACGGCAAACUCUGUGAGGCAAUCAGGAACCUCCCAUCUUUCAGAAGGUUCUGCGAAGAUUUUGUCCAUAAUGGUUCCUCUAAGAAAGUGCGUAAUCUUCUGGAAGAUGACAAUCUUCUACUCCAGGAGAGCUUGGAGUAUCUGCAAAUGGGCCAACAGAAGAUGCGGGAUAUCUUCCAAACCACCAAAAUGGUUCAAAUGUGCCUCAAAAACUUCAAUAUUUUCCAGAAAACAACCAUGUCGGAUCUGUCGAUUCGUGCACUUUCUGGGGAACUGCAAGAUUCAUCGUUCGUGGAGGACAUGCUCAUGGCAGUGAAGACGCUUGACUCGGAGGCUCUUAAGGACCUCCUUUUCACAGUUAUUCCUGGCUCUCUAACGGAUACACCUCAGUUCCGAGAAAUCCAAGCGGAUUUGGACGCUCUGAUGCAGACAUACGAGGGCACAGAACCGCUGCGAAGCGAACAUGACAAUCGUAAUUCAGUCGUGAAAACAACCAUUGUUCAACAACGGGUGAAGCUUAGCAAGGGCAAAGCCAAAAUGCCGAAAGAAAAUAUUGAGUAUACGAAGAUCAUCGAUCGCAUACAUGCUGUGCUCGAGGCCCACCUUGUGGAAACCUUGGUGAGACCACAGGAUUUGAUCCUACAUGAAAUAUUCUUGCUUGAUAUGAAGAAUCCUUUGAAGGAGACAUUCGCACCACGGCCGCGGUUUGCAGUUGAGCGGGCACUGACCAAUCCUUUUGAUUACCUCGAGUCUACAUCAGAUGCUGCGGAAACCAAACUUUCAACUAAACAGCCAGCCACGGCGAUUCUAUAUCAGCUUUAUCUUGAGUCGGGAGCUUUGGUGAAUAUUCACGAUCUUUGGCAGGCAUUUUAUGCCGUCUUUAAAAGUGAUAAAAAGGGCAGCUGUGAUAUGCGAGUGGUUUUGUCUUUGUUUUAUAGAGGUCUAUCGGAGCUCAAGGCGUUUGGUAUGGUUAAAAGCAGCCGGAAAAAGAUCGACCAUGUCGCCAAAUCGGCUUGGGCUGGGCUGUAG
This is a messenger RNA of Aspergillus wentii DTO 134E9, 2100 nucleotides long. Its product is annotated as putative origin recognition complex subunit 3. NCBI's taxonomy places the organism in Eukaryota, Fungi, Ascomycota, Eurotiomycetes, Eurotiales, Aspergillaceae. Gene Ontology annotation, molecular function: DNA replication origin binding. Gene Ontology annotation, cellular component: nuclear origin of replication recognition complex; nuclear pre-replicative complex; DNA replication preinitiation complex. Bases 1 to 2100 code for a protein of 699 amino acids. Gene Ontology annotation, biological process: DNA replication initiation; DNA replication. The record is from RefSeq and is a predicted model, not a curated record. The transcript has 8 exons.